CGGGCUCCCUCAGCGGCUCUCCGUCCUUGGCGGCGGCGGCGGCGGUGGCGGCGGGUGAGGCGCGGGAGCCGACCCGGGCAGCAUGGUGAUGGCCGAGCCCCGCCGGCUUCCUCCGGCCGCCGCCGCGCUGCUCCUGCAGCCUCCGCCGCCGCCGCCGCCGUCCUCCUCCUCCUCCUCGCCGGCUCAGCCUCAGCCGCCCCGCGGCGCUUCGGUGCCGGUGCGCGUCGGCUUCUACGAGAUCGAGGGCACGCUGGGCAAGGGCAACUUCGCCGUGGUCAAGCUGGGCCGGCACCGCAUCACGCGCAGCGAGGUGGCAAUAAAAAUCAUCGACAAAUCUCAGCUCGAUUCUGUGAACCUGGAAAAAAUUUACCGGGAGGUACAAAUCAUGAAAAUGCUGGACCAUCCACAUAUUAUCAAGCUUUAUCAGGUGAUGGAGACCAAAAGCAUGCUUUACCUUGUGACGGAAUAUGCCAAAAAUGGAGAAAUCUUUGAUUACCUGGCCAAUCGGGGACGUUUGAGCGAGACGGAUGCCAGGCGCAAAUUCUGGCAGAUCCUCUCGGCUGUGGAAUAUUGUCACGGCCGGAAGAUCGUACACCGGGAUCUCAAAGCGGAGAAUCUCCUACUUGAUAACAACAUGAAUAUUAAGAUAGCAGAUUUUGGGUUUGGAAACUUCUACAAAAGCGGGGAGCCUCUGACCACGUGGUGCGGAAGUCCACCUUACGCAGCUCCCGAGGUCUUUGAAGGCCAGCAGUACGAGGGGCCGCAGCUGGACAUUUGGAGCAUGGGCGUGGUCCUCUACGUCUUGGUUUGUGGAGCUCUGCCCUUCGAUGGACCCACCCUCCCCAUCCUGCGGCAGAGAGUUCUGGAAGGAAGGUUCCGCAUCCCCUACUUCAUGUCAGAAGAGUGCGAGCAUCUCAUCCGGAGGAUGCUGGUUCUGGAUCCAUCCAAGAGACUCAGCAUUGCUCAGAUUAAGGAGCACAAGUGGAUGUUGAUAGAGGUUCCGGUCCAAAGACCCGCUCUCUAUUCCCAGGGGCAAGAGAACGGACCUCCCAUCGGGGAAUACAACGAGCAGGUCCUGAGGUUGAUGCACAGCCUGGGAAUCGACCAGCAAAAAACCAUCGAGUCCCUGCAGGAUAAGAGCUACAAUCACUUUGCUGCCAUCUACUACCUGCUGGUAGAGAGGCUGAAGUCCCACCGCAGUAGCUUCCCCGUCGAUCAGCGGUUAGACUCCCGCCAGCGGCGGCCCAGCACCAUCGCCGAACAAACAGUCGCCAAGGCUUCCGUGGCUCCUGUCAACUUGCACUCUCAAAACAUUCGGCUCCGAAGGUCUCCUGGCCUCCCACCCACAGCCGAGGCCUUCUCCUUUCCCAGAUCCGUCUGCCAGGCGGACGCGGCCUUCAUGGAGGAAGAGAGAAUCGACACCCCCAAAGUGAAUGGUUGCCUGCUGGAUCCUGUCCCCCCGAUGAUGGUGAGGAAGGGGUGCCAGUCCCUCCCCACCAGCAUGAUGGAAACGUCCAUCGAUGAAGGGAUUGAAGCGGAAGGGGAAUCCGAAACUGAUCCUGCCCAGGCCUUCGAGGCGUUGCAAGGAUCUCGCGGUGGGAAGAGGAGACAUACCCUGGCAGAAGUGACCAACCCCCUCUUGGCCAUGCCAGGCCCAGGAAAAGUCUUCUCCAUGGACGAGAACCAGCCCUUGAGCAGCGUUGACUCGGAAUACGACAUGGGAUCUAUCCAGAGGGAUUUGAACUUCCUGGAAGACACCUCCUCCUUGAAGGAAAUGGUUCUGGCCAACCCACCAGCUCCCAGGAUGAACCCCCCUUUCAUUGGCUUGAGACCGCCCAAUCCGGCGAUGCAGGCGUUGGCGGCCCAGAAAAGGGAAGCCCACAAUCGCUCCCCGGUCAGCUUCCGAGAGGGGCGCAGGGCGUCGGACACAUCCCUGACACAAGGAAUUGUAGCCUUCAGGCAACACCUUCAGAACUUGGCCAGAACCAAAGGCAUCCUGGAGCUGAACAAAGUCCAGAUGUUGUAUGACCAGAUGAGGUCAGAAGACGAACCUUCUCUGGAAUCCGCUUCUCCUCACUUCCAGGACCUUGAAAGCAGCUCCCGGCAGGAAGAGGCAUCCUUGCCGCAGGAGGCGGCUUCCAACUUCCCCGGCAGCCUCCAUCCCCCAUUGCUAUCCAGGCGCCAGAGCUUAGAAACGCAGUACCUGCAGCACCGGCUUCAGAAGCCCAGCCUGCUUUCCAAAGCCCAGCACGCCUGCCAGAUGUUUUGCAAGGAGAUCCCUCGGAGCCUGGAACAGCAGCUGCAGGAGCACAGGUUGUAUCAGAAGCACCUCUUCCUCCAGAAGCAAUCCCAGCUGCAGACCUACUUCAACCAGAUGCAGAUUGCCGAGGGCACCUACUCCCGCUCCAGCCAGCUGCCCCUCCCUUGCCACGAGGAGCCCCCUCCUCCUCCUCUCCCUCCCUCCCAGUUCAGCCUGGUGCCACCCUUGAGCCCCGUCAUGGAGCCUCCGUCUGCCGAAGACAUGCAAUACGGCCCUUUCCUCAGCCAGUAUCAGAAGCUGCAGCUCGACCUGCAGCCUCCCCCCGCCCUCCACGGCUCCCCCCAGGCUCCAUCCCAGCAGCAGUAUCCCUAUCCGACUUGCGAAGGGCCGCUCGGCCUCUCCCCCGACCUAGACUAUGCCGGCCAGCCUCAGUUUCCCCUGGACCCCAGCCAGCAGAGUGGCGUCGCCAUGACCAACGUCCAGGGCGGCUCGGAACCUCCUGGGCCUCAGUCCAGCUACGACCCCUUAAACCUGGCCCAGUUGCCAGGGCUCCUGGACUGUGAAAUGAUGGAGACGGUCGAUCCCCAACACGGAGGCUACGUCUUGGUCAACUAGCCGCUUAAGGGGGAGCUUUCUUGGAGAAGGGGCACGACGGUGGGCCGAACUCAAGUCACACCGUGGCCGCGGAUUUCCACCGGGACUCCAUGGCUGCUUCUCCGAGCUUCAUGGAUGAAGAUCUUAACCCUCUGAACUGGUACUAGCGGAGAAGGGCCAGGGCUUCCCUUCCCAGGAGGGGCUGAAGGCAGGCCCUGCGCCUUCACACAGAACAAAGAACGACUCUUGAAGGGACGGGGGCAACCCGCGUCUGAGAAGGUCUUCUCGCUUCUAGGAGGAUCUCUGGUCCUUCCAGAAAUCUUGGGUGUUCCACUCAACCUCUGUCAGAGGAAAGCCUGGGAGAAUUCAGGAAGAGGAGUGAAUUUGCUCUACACCAUACUUGGCAAUAAAAGCAAUACAUUAUUAUUAUUAUUAUUUUUCCCAUUGGAAUCUGGCCGAGACGGAAGCCAGACAGGAAUGUAGGAUGCUUCAGAAUUGGUCUGCUAAGUUAGGCUAGGCUGUAGAUCAGAAGUGGGGGGACGAUGGCCCUCUUGGGACUUGUGGACUUCCAGCUCCCAGAAUUCCUGAGAAUUUUUGGGAGUGGAAGUCCACAAGUCCUAAAAGGGCCACCAUUCCUGAACCUUUGUGUAGAUGUUCUUCAGAGGACUUGCAGGAACUCUUGGGACUUCUUUCUUUCGUUGGCCGGAUGACUUGCAGGGGGGGGACGCCAAAACUUUGCACAUCUUGUGAACUCCCCGGGUUGCCGACGAAAGCUUCCCAUCGGUCCCUCUUGAAAUUCCGCUCGGGAGUCAACACCUAGGACCGUUGAAGUCGUCCUCCAGAGGUCAGCAAGGAAGGAGAACCAGGACUCUGAAGCUAAAGCAGCAUCAAAGCAAGCUUGGGAAGGACUUGAUCACUGGACAAAUUGUUCUAAGCUGCCCUUUGUAGCUUUAUUUUAUUUUUUCCCUUCUUUUUCUUUUUUUUUUUAGAGGAAGCAAACCCACUUGGACUUCAAGAGUGUUGCGUUGGUGAUGGUUCUUAGUCUUUGCAUAUUUGGGCAACUAUUUAGGGGUGUAGUGUUUUAAGGACAAAGCAGAAUAAGCUUAUCAGAAAACCCAUGUGAAGUGAUAGUGCCGUGCCUUUUUUCCCCCCCGGUUCUUUCUAAGGCCCUUUCUCUCUUUUUUUAAUUCUGAAGUUCUUUUCUUCUUUUUUUUAAACCCCCCACCCCCCACCCCAUAUCUCUUGUCUAGGCUGACACCAAAGUCCCUUCAGAGCCCAGGUUCCACCGUGUGGAAUGCGGGCUUCGGGUUCCUUCGCCCCCCACCAUAAUUCUUUCUGACCCCCCUCAUCUAGAGACCUGAUUUUCAUUUCCCUUUGGGGGGGGGAAAAUAGAAGAAGUAUUACAGCAAUAUUUAGGAUCGGUAACCAUUGACUCGUUCAUCACUUCGACAGGCCUCUCUAGGAAAAACAUACUUUGUUCCAAGAGGAGGGGGCGGGGCUUAGCGUUUGAGACACACCGGCGGGUUGGAAGCCGCCUCUUGGAACUUGGGUAAAAAUUGAAGCACAACCUCGAAUGUUUUUAAGCACAACAAAA
Molecule: messenger RNA, 4448 nt
Organism: Thamnophis elegans (Western terrestrial garter snake)
Lineage: Eukaryota; Metazoa; Chordata; Lepidosauria; Squamata; Natricidae
Gene: SIK2
Product: salt inducible kinase 2
Exons: 15
Coding region: 83-2875 (930 amino acids)
Biological process (GO): intracellular signal transduction; protein phosphorylation; microtubule cytoskeleton organization
Cellular component (GO): cytoplasm
Molecular function (GO): tau-protein kinase activity; protein serine/threonine kinase activity; ATP binding
Source: RefSeq, a predicted model, not a curated record